UCUCUCUCUCUCUCUCUCUCUCUCUCUCUCUCUCUCUGCGAAUCGUAAAGCCCGUCCUCCUCGCCCGUCCACACGGCUCACUGGUCUUUGCUUUUCUAAGACAGGUCAGUACAUACUUUUCGGAAAUAUCCGCAAACUGUUGUAGGAGUACCCACAACUAAUACUUCUGGUAUAGGGCACACACACUUGAAGAAGGAAGGAGGUAUUGGGUAACUGGCUCAUGUCACCCAAAUCUAUCACCAGAAAGCCUAGGAGCAAGUGUGCUUGGUUGCUAGUCUUCCCCAACGGUAAAUCCUAUUAAAUUGAGUGUACCUACAAAAUGGGGGACUGUCCAGGUUAUGUUCUUAGCUGCUUGCACUCUUUCAAUCUUGCUGGCUUGGCGGUUAUGGUCUCUGCUGGAAUUGUACUUCAAAUCUUGGCAUGUGCUUUGUACAGCAAUUGGUGGCCGAUGCUGUCUGCCCUACCAUAUGCACUUCUACCCAUGCCUGCUUUGUUUUUAUUGGGAAGUGACUCAACCUCUAUACUUUCAAGUGAAACUAGUAGUUGGGUAGAUGCAGCAAAGUUCCUGACUGGAAUUAUAGUGGUGUGGAGCAUUGCUAUACCAACUAUCUUGAAGCAUGCAGGCAUUAUUGGGUGGGGGGCCAUGUUUAUGGAUCUUUCUUCUUUUGUCAUAUUUAUAUUGUCAGCAAUCUCUUAUUUUCGGAUGAGCAGUGAAGCUGAGUAUGGUAUACUUUGAACUUUGAAUUGCGGAUGACACCAGACACAUACCAGUGCAUUCACUUCUUUUAUAUUUGGAGAGUGGUUUGUCUACUCAUUUAAGGAUUUGUUUUUCUUUCUUGUCCCCGUCAUUUCUUCUACCAAUUUGAGGCUGGGGCCCUUUUUUUCUCUUUAUGUUUUGGCAGUUUGCUGAAGCUUGUGGAGAAAGUGUAUGUCAUUGAACAUAUUCUAAGAACUCUCGAGAUGUUUAAUAUUUUUUAAGCAUUUCGUAAUGGAUGUGGUAUUAUAUUCA
Messenger RNA from Amborella trichopoda, 1009 nucleotides. Its product is annotated as vacuolar protein sorting-associated protein 55 homolog. The record is from RefSeq and is a predicted model, not a curated record. Gene Ontology annotation, cellular component: endosome. Gene Ontology annotation, biological process: late endosome to vacuole transport via multivesicular body sorting pathway. NCBI's taxonomy places the organism in Eukaryota, Viridiplantae, Streptophyta, Magnoliopsida, Amborellales, Amborellaceae.